Molecule: messenger RNA, 948 nt
Organism: Diuraphis noxia (Russian wheat aphid)
Lineage: Eukaryota; Metazoa; Arthropoda; Insecta; Hemiptera; Aphididae
Biological process (GO): DNA-templated transcription initiation; RNA polymerase II preinitiation complex assembly
Cellular component (GO): transcription factor TFIID complex; SAGA complex
Molecular function (GO): RNA polymerase II general transcription initiation factor activity; protein heterodimerization activity; transcription coactivator activity
Source: RefSeq, a predicted model, not a curated record
UGUCGUCACRUUUGGUUUAGAUAUAAGCAAAUAGCGCAGGCGUCGACGCAUCGUAACCUCUCAAAUCUCGACGCCCACUGCAACCUACCCGGGGCCCGAACCAGACAAAAUUGUGCAUUCAAGACUCAAGUGUUCACUACCGACACUAACACGACUUCUCGUUUCCAUAACACGGCCCGUACACGGACUCCUUGAAUCGGAAAACAAUAGAGAUAACCAUUUUGGUGUUGUAAAAUGUCGUCUUCUAAMGGAAAUCAUGGGCCUAAAGAUGUUGAAACCAUUGUGUCGAUCAUGAAGGAUUUAGGAAUACAUGAAUAUGAACAGCAAGUUUUAAAUCCCUUGCUAGAAUUUAAAUACAGAUACACAUCACACAUUCUAGAAGAAGCUAAGGCUUGUUCGAAAUUUGCCAAUAAGGAUAAAAUAGAUGCUGAUGAUGUGAAAAUGGCAAUUCAAUUGUCUCAAGAUGGUGUAUUUCGUAAUCAUCCUCCACGUGAUGAACUAAUCAAAGUGAGUUCUGAAUUAAACAAAAAACCUCUGCCUCCAAUAAAGCCGGCUAGUGGAUUGAGAAUUCCUCGAGAUGGUUCAAGUUUUUUACAAACAAAUUACAGGCUCAAAACUGAUUUGGCUAACACAGGAAAAGUAUUGAAGAAAAACACUAAAAUAACAGCUGCGGAAUUUUUGAUUGCGGCCAGAGAGACUGAAGCUGUCGGUCCUAACGAUAAUACUCCAACACAAUCUGAUCCGAAGAUGGAUGAUUUAAAUGAUUUGGACUUUGAUGAAGUUAUUGGAAAUCAGCAGGACAAUCAAAACGAUUUCAAUGAUUUCAAUUUGGAUUCUUUAUUACAAGAUCCUAAUUCAUUAUCGUUUUAAACAUACUAAAGAAAAAUAACAUUUUUUGUUUUUUUAACUUUGAGUUACUAAUCUUAUAUGAGUUAAACUUACAUUACA